Molecule: messenger RNA, 3878 nt
Organism: Lynx canadensis (Canada lynx)
Lineage: Eukaryota; Metazoa; Chordata; Mammalia; Carnivora; Felidae
Gene: FOXRED2
Product: FAD dependent oxidoreductase domain containing 2
Exons: 8
Coding region: 637-2871 (744 amino acids)
Molecular function (GO): flavin adenine dinucleotide binding; monooxygenase activity
Source: RefSeq, a predicted model, not a curated record
ACUGCCUCCCGUGCGGCUGGGACGUUCGCGCUCCGUGCAGGGAAGUGGGUGCUGCAGACGUGGGCACCGCGCACGCGUGGGGAGCGGCCCCCGGGGAGCCCGCGCCGGCAGGACUGCGGCCUAGCGCCGCGUGGCGACAGGUGUUCUGGGGCAUCCCUGUCACGUGACCGGGGAGCCCGGCGCGCCCAGCACCUGGAGGGGGCGGGGCUCGUGCAGGCCACGCCUCCUCCGGUCCAGGACCUGAGGACGGGGGCGUGGCCAAAGAGGCGUACCUCGAGGGUCUCAGCUGGGGAGGGCCCGGGAAGGGUGCUGGGCACCCUCAAAUUAGGGGAGGAAUGGGGGAACACCCGCCCUCGUACUACUAUGGCAAUAAGAAAGAGGGUGGCGCCCCUGGGAACCGAGGCCCUGGAGGAGAUGGAGGCGUUAGGGAUGCCUGGGGGGAGCCCCAGAUUCGAGGUUGAAAGGAUGAAGGCAGGCAAAUGAGCUCAGAGGGCCUUGGGGUGUGGUCCUGGCCCGACUUCAGAUUGCGGUGGGCGAGCCCCUGCCCCUCUCUCGGUCCCCAGCCCUUCGCCCAUCUCCCCGGUCCUGGAGGGACCAACCAGGGUGCAAGGCCCCACAUCCCUGGUCUGCCACAGGAUGAGCCUCUUGGCCGCGGCCGGGCUGUGGGGCCCGCCCGGGCUGCUCCUGACCUUCGCCCUGCACCCGGCUCUGUGCUUGCGCCCAGCCCCGACCUCGGGGCCCCCGCACCGGGACUACUGCGUCCUGGGCGCCGGGCCCGCGGGCCUGCAGAUGGCCUACUUCCUGCAGCGGGCCGGGAGGGACUACGCGGUGUUUGAGCGCGCCCCGCGGCCCGGCAGCUUCUUCACGCGCUACCCACGCCACCGCAAGCUCAUCAGCAUCAACAAGCGGCACACGGGCAAGGCCAACGCCGAGUUCAACCUCCGCCACGACUGGAACUCUCUGCUCAGCCACGACGCCCGGCUGCUCUUCAGACACUACUCCAGCGCCUACUUCCCCGAUGCAGGCGACAUGGUGCGCUACCUGGAUGACUUCGCAGACAGGCUGGGGCUCCACGUGCUGUACAACACGACCAUUGCCCACGUCACUCUGAACAAGGAUCGGCAGGCCUGGAACGGCCAUUACUUCAUCCUGACGGACCAGAUGGGCCACGCACACCGGUGCAGUGUCCUUCUGGUAGCCACCGGUUUGUCGGUCCCCAACCAGGUUGACUUCCCGGGCUCCGAAUACACGGAGGGAUACGAGUCUGUGUCCGUGGACCCCAAGGACUUCGAGGGUCAGAAUGUGCUGAUCCUGGGGCGGGGGAACUCUGCCUUUGAGACCGCAGAGAACAUCUUGGGUGUCACCAACUUCAUCCACAUGCUGAGUCGCUCCCGCGUCCGGCUGUCCUGGGCCACCCACUAUGUUGGAGACCUCAGGGCCAUCAACAACGGCCUGCUGGACACCUACCAGCUGAAGUCCUUGGACGGGUUGCUGGAGUCCGACCUGACGGAUCUGGCCAUCGUGAAGGACCGUGAGGGCAAGUUCCGCGUCACCCUGAAGUUCUUUCUGGAGGAAGGCAACCAGAGCGCCGACGCCAUCACCCUCCCCCAGGACGACAAUGACAACUUCGCCAUGCGCGUGGCCUACGACCGGGUCAUCCGCUGCCUGGGCUGGAACUUCGACUUCUCCAUUUUCGACAAGUCCCUCCGACUGUCUUCUGGGGGUGAGUUCAGCAAGAAGUACCCGCUGGUGAAAGCUAGCUAUGAGUCCAAAGGAAGCCGGGGUCUCUUUGUCCUGGGUACCGCCAGCCACUCGGUGGAUUACCGGAAAUCGGCCGGGGGCUUCAUUCAUGGAUUCCGAUACACAGCGCGUGCCGUCCACCGCCUGCUGGAGCAUCGCCACCACGGCGUCGCCUGGCCCUCCACCGAGCACCCCAUCUCACAGCUGACGAGCUCCAUCGUCCGGCGCAUCAACGAGGCUUCUGGGCUCUACCAGAUGUUCGGCGUGCUGGCCGAUGUCGUCCUGCUGAAGGAGAACGCCACGGCGUUUGAGUACCUGGAGGAGCUCCCCAUGCAGAUGCUGGCCCAGCUGGAGACCAUCACAGGAAGGAGGGCCAGGCACGGGCUCUUCGUCAUCAACAUGGAGUAUGGCAGAAAUUUCUCUGGGCCCGACAAGGACGUCUUCUUUCAUGACCGGUCCGUGGGGCACACGGAAGAUGCGUGGCAGUCCAACUUCCUCCACCCCGUCAUCUACUACUAUAGGCACCUCCCCACUGAGCAGGAGGUGAGGUUCCGCCCUGCCGACUGGGCCCUGCCUCGGCCCACAGCCAUCCACCACAUCGUGGAAGAUUUCUUGACGGACUGGACCGCCCCGGUGGGGCACAUCUUACCUCUGAGGCGCUUCCUGGAGAACUGUUUGGACACCGAUCUGCGAAGCUUCUAUGCAGGUUUCGGGAGUACACGAAGACGACCGUGCCUGUUAGGGAGUGUAUCCCACCCUGGGGCACGGCCACCACAGUGCGUCAUCCGGGCCCUGCAGCCUCCUGGCUCCCACCCCCCAGAUCCUGCUCAGCACUGCAAGCCGCUGAGCGUCACUGCCUUCACCUUGGAAGAGUCCUCCCGCCUCGGGGCCAGCUGGCAGGGAAGCGGGCUCUCCUCCACCCCCUUAGCUGAUGUGCAGCUGCUAGCUUUGGCCCCUGAUUCUGCUGGGCUCUUCCGCCCCCUGGCCCCUGCAGAAGGGGUGACGUAUGUCACCGGAAGGUGGUGCUUGCCAAAAGUCUGCCGCUCCGCCGUCCUCCCCUGCACCUGCGGUCUUCCCUGCUCAGGACCGUUCUCCCAUGGGCCAUCCGUGCAUAAGUCAGAAAUAAAAUAGGAAAUACUAUCCAUGUAGCUCCCUACAGCCUGUUCACCCAUGCAAGCCUCACAACGUCCUUUGUAACGUGCCUGUUUGUGGCGGGCGGAGGAGGAGGGAGGGAGGGGGUUGUUUUUUGUUUUUGAGAUAUAAGCCUCAAGACAGUUUUGGACAUUUGCUCCUUCUCAUCUUGUCUCUAAAUCCCUGAGAAGACUGAGCCCCUAUCUGUUUCGUCUUUUCUGUUUUGUAAGUGAAAGUUACAUAAGCGCUUAGCUAAAAGACUUCUCACUUACACCCUCGUUCCCCAGAAGGAACUGCUUCUUGCUCUUCUGGUGGUUUCUUCAUACCUCUGAAUCAUAAACAUCCACAGCUGUUUCCUGAUAGAGCAGACUGGAUCUGUGUGCCAACUCUCUGCUGUGGUACAGACGAGGGUUUACCAGUUUCCCCUGCCCGCCCCGCAUGGUGCUUAGAACACAGUGCUUCGCACAGUGCUUUACACACAGUAUGUGCAACCCAGACAUUGCUGAGGUGGAUAAAUCCUCGCAGGCAGCUCUGAGCUCAGAAUAGGACUGACCACCCAGCUUCUGGCCCCAGCCAGGCCAGCUUCUAGAAGAAAAGGCUGAGGGGUCUGCUUCAGGGUGGCUGAGCUCCCAGCUGGGGCUGGCUCCCUGCAGAGCACCGUGUUGGGCCCAGACCCCUGGGAGCUGAGUCAUAUCUGUGGUUUUUGCUUUCCAUUUGGAGCCUUGUUCUUCCAGAAUGUCCGCGAAGCCUCCUAUUCUUGGAACCUCGGGGAGGGACGAGAUCCGUGGCUACUCAGAUCGGAUGGGAGGUACCCACAAAAGUGAGCUCCCAGCUCAAGGCCUGGGUGAGGCCCCGGGACGUCGGCAGCCCCUCCUCCUCUUCCAUCUUAUUCAUUUAUCUCCUUUUGCUUCUGUGUAGAGUCCUGCUUCCUGUUUGCCCUAACACACCAGAAGCUGCCUCCCUUCUGCCAGCAGGGGUACCUGAGAACGCAGGGGCUCGUGGGAACU